Messenger RNA from Lactuca sativa (garden lettuce), 549 nucleotides. Lineage: Eukaryota; Viridiplantae; Streptophyta; Magnoliopsida; Asterales; Asteraceae. The record is from RefSeq and is a predicted model, not a curated record.
AUGAAUGAAGAGCCAACUCCAUCAUUCGAGGGGGAGAAUGAAAAUACGAAUGAUGAUUUGGAUGAUCAAUCUGAAUUUGAAGAAAUAAAUGUCGAAUUGGAUCCAUAUUAUGAUCCAAACUAUCCUCAUCUAACCAAAUGGACUGGGGAUCAUCCCAGAACACAAGAGGCUUAUAUGAAGACCUUACUUGCGAAGUUUGUUAUGGUGGGAGAUUUGAAGGUGAAGGUUCCAAUGGGAUUCAGAACUAAGCUAACACCAUCUUUGGACAAACCAGCUGCAAAUAUGACACUCUAUCGUCAAAUGAUUGGGUCAUUGAUGUAUUUAACAGCUAGUCGUCUAGAAAUUAUGAUAUCUAUUUGCUAUUGUGCUAGGUUUCAAGCCAACCCUCAUGAACACAACAUGACCGUUGUGAAGAACAUCUUCAGGUAUCUAAAACGAACAUCCUCUCUUGGAAUUUGGUACCCAUCUAGUUCAGGGUUCUUUGUACAAGAAUUCUGUAAUGUUGAUCUCGGAGGUUGCGAUCUUGAUCGCAAAAGUACAACUGGAUAG